CAAUAAACAUGAAGAAAUUAAAGCUUAAAGAACUGGAAAGCUGUCUUCAACAAGUUGAUACUUUUGAAAGUCCAAAGCUACUCCUUGAACAGUAUCCAACAAGACCACAUAUCGCAGCAUGUAUGCUUUAUACAAUUCACAAUACUUUUGAUGAUAUUGAAAACAAAACAGUUGCAGAUUUGGGAUGUGGCUGCGGCAUGCUCAGCAUUGGAAGUGCAAUGUUAGGAGCAGGGUUGUGUGUGGGGUUUGACAUAGAUGCAGAUGCACUGGAAAUAUUUAAUAGCAAUAUUGAAGAGUUUGAGCUCUCAAACAUCAACAUGGUUCAGUGUGAUGUCUGUUCUUUUUCUGACAGCAUGUCACAGACUUUUGACACAGUUAUUAUGAACCCUCCAUUUGGAACCAAGCAUAAUAAAGGAAUGGAUAUGAUUUUCCUGAAAACUGCUUUACAAAUGGCAAAAACAGCUGUAUAUUCCCUUCAUAAAACUUCAACACGGCAGCACAUUCAAAAGAAAGCAGAUGAAUGGGAAGUGAAGAUGGAAGUCAUAGCAGAACUUCGGUACGACCUCCCAGCAUCAUACAAGUUCCAUAAGAAGAAAUCAGUUGACAUUGAAGUUGACUUCAUUAGAUUUUCUGCCAAGAAACUCCUGAACUGAAGAAUAUAUUUUAAACUUAUUCAAAAUGGAACAAAAAACCAAUAAAUUUUUUA
Mesitornis unicolor (brown roatelo) is the source of this 706-nucleotide messenger RNA. RefSeq names its product methyltransferase like 5 (gene METTL5). Lineage: Eukaryota; Metazoa; Chordata; Aves; Mesitornithiformes; Mesitornithidae. The record is from RefSeq and is a predicted model, not a curated record. Bases 9 to 653 code for a protein of 214 amino acids. Gene Ontology annotation, molecular function: rRNA (adenine-N6-)-methyltransferase activity; nucleic acid binding. Gene Ontology annotation, biological process: rRNA methylation. The transcript has 7 exons.